AAAGAGCUUGUGUGUGCGUGUGUGUACAUUCGCGCUGGAAUUCUCGCUCACCUGCCGGAUCGCUCUCGGUUGUUCUCAUUGGGUUUUAAAAGCGAGUUUAUUAUUAGGGCAAUGGGUUUGUUUGGUCGAUUUUUGGCCAGAAAUCAAGCUGUUGGAAUAUGACUAAAUUGAACGUGUGUCACGAGAUGUUACUGAUGUGCAUUUUCCAUUUGUGGGCUAAACCUGCUUGACGCCACAGGAGCACAUCGGCCGGACUUCCUCAAGGGCAGACGAGCGCUGAAGAGUCUAGUAGAAGAUGCGGCCUGAGCAAGAAGCGGCAGCAGCAUUGCAGGUUAAUGGCGUGGCCCAAACUGGAAUCAAUACGCUGGAACUUGGCCACAUUGCAGACACCGCUGAUGUUGAAGGACUGUCGGGCAGCCAGUCAGAACUCUCACAAAGUCAAGCGUCCGUCCAGCUAGCCGAACAUCUGCUGGUGGAUUCUUUGUCGAGCAGGACGGCCGAGAGCGGGGCCGUCGACUCGGGCUAUGGCAGCGCCGGCUCCAGCCCUAGCUACGCCACCACUGCUUUCAGUGGCGACCUCAGUAGAAACUCUGGCUUUUCUGACAUCCUCUCGGAACAUACUCCACGAGGGAAUCAGUUCAAUAAAAGGAGAAAAAUCAAACCUGCUUCCAAAUCGAGGACGAAAAAGGAAAAGUGCAGCUCACCUAAGGACUCGGCGGAGCAUGAAGACGAGCAUGGAAGCCCACCGUCGCGGCCCACCGUGGCGGAAGCAGUCUGCUGCUGCUAUAGGUCCGUUCACAGGGGCUGUUUGCAGUGUGGGGAGGAGACACCGGCCAUGUUGUCUGGACUGGUGCUGUCUUUGGCAUUUUGUAUAGCCAUCAUCGUCCUCAUUCCAGCCAUGGGAAGGAAUGUGGAAGUCCACGUGGGGGCUCUGUCGGUGUUGGGCGUGGUCCUGUGUCUGAGUGCCGUCCUGCUGGUGUGCCUGCCAUGGCUGGCCACCGUGAGACGCUGCGCUGGUGCCCUGGCCCUCUUCGUCUGGGGGACGCUGUACAUGACAGCCAUUGUUUUCAUCUUCACCGGAGGACCCGUCACAACAUGGGAGCAGGUGGCCUUCUUCCUCUUCCUGUCCCUGAGCGUGUACACUGUUUUGCCGCUUUCACUGGCCUGGGCUCUCAUAGUUGGGAUUUGGACCAGCGUUUCACACAUCAUCAUCAUCAGUGUUUAUGUCUCCGUCACGAGCCCGGAGACGCCGGACUUGGUUGUGCAGCUGGUGGCAAACGGCAUACUGUUCUUGUGCGUGAACUGCAUCGGGGUCUUCCAUUUGUGGACCACCGAAAACGAUCUGAGGAAAUCCAAUCGGAAGAGAGAGCAAUUCAGCGCCGUCCGCUCCCAGAAGGAAAUCAGGAAAUAUCAACAGGAGCGUCUUCUGCUGUCGGUGUUGCCGCGUUACAUCGCCAUAGAGCUGAAAACGGAGUUGAUCAAGAGGCUGACCAAGCCCAUCGAAGAGAAAGAAAAUAAACGCAACUUCCACAGCCUCUACAUACGGCAGCACAAAGACGUCAGCAUUCUGUACGCAGAUAUUGUGGGCUUCACCAGGCUCGCCAGCAGCUGCUCACCAGAGGAGCUUGUCGCUGUCCUCAACAAGCUCUUCGGCAGGUUUGACGACAUCGCCCAGAAGAACUGCUGCCUUCGCAUUAGAAUCUUGGGCGACUGCUACUACUGCGUGUCGGGUCUGCCUGACCCGAUCUCCACGCACGCCAGCAACUGUGUUCAAAUGGGCUUGGAUAUGUGCACCGCUAUCAGUAAACUUCGAGAGGCCACCGGAGUGGAACUCAGCAUGCGUGUUGGCGUGCACACGGGCAACUUGCUCUCGGGCGUGAUCGGCUUGCAAAAAUGGCAGUACGACGUCUGGUCACAUGACGUUACGCUAGCCAAUCACAUGGAGUCUGGAGGUGUUCCCGGGCGAGUUCACAUCACUCAAGAGACUCUGCAACACUUGAACGGAGCGUUCCAAGUGGAGGAUGGCGACGGGGGGAGUCGGAAUCCUCUUCUUCAAGGGAGACAAACCUACCUGGUGCUGGACCCCAACAACUCGGAGAGCUCGCUCCAAAGAGCGCAAACGGCCGGCAACCUUCUUGGCACAGUCGAGAACAGGCAACGGGCGUCCAUGCGCAUGUACCUUCAGUCGUGGCAGAACGUCCGACCCUUCGCAGAACUCAACAACCAUCAAGCUGAGUUGUCCAAGAAGAUCAACGAGGUCACCGUGAACCAGCAGCAGUCGUCCGCUGAAAGACCACUUUGUCAGAACAGCCCAUCCAGUUUGUUUGUAGAUCACUGCGUGAGGGGGUCGCUGGACACGAUGGACACCGCAGGGAGGAGGGCCAAGCGACUCAACUGUCUGACGCUGCUGUUCAAUGACGUGCGCCUGGAGAAGCAGUUUCGCCUGUCGGAAGUGAAAGGCUUACACCAGUCCAUGAGUUGCCUCGCUUUCGUCUUUGUCACCCUGUUUGCUGUCCAGAUACUUGUUUCUGACAGGAACUUUGAAUUGGCCGUGUCCUACAGCGCCACAUUUGCUGUGAUGGUGCUUCUUCUGUCCAUCACCUUCUGUGGCUACAUGCAGAAAUGGCAUUCCAAGACAUGCAAUAAUUGUAUAUCAGGAUUUUCUCCUGGGGUCUCCACCAGGGCGGCGCUGCGUCUCUUUAUCGUGUGCUUGAGUUUGCUCAUCACGCUGCUAAUGGCCAUCCUCAACUUUGUCUUCAUCCCAGGAAGCAACUGCACGGAAAUUAGCGACAGGAGCGCGCUGGAGGGUCUCAAACUCCACAUUACGCCUUACUACCUGUACUGCUGCUUGCUGGCCAUGCUCGGAGUCAUCGUCUUUGUCAGGAUAUGUCUGUUGGUGAAGGCUCUGCUCCUCACGCUGGCCGUGGUGGUUUACUUGGCCCUCUUCCUCCACGUGUACGCCGACCGCUCGUUCUGCCUCGUCGACCUGCUGUACAACAACACCAUCAAGCCCGGUGUGCUGAAGGACCCUCAGAUCAUGUCUGGGGUUUGGCUGGUCAUUUUUUAUAUUGUCUGCCUCAUACUGGCCAGACAGGAUGAGCUGGGCUGCCGCGUGGAUUUCCUGUUGGAACACUGUUUCAAGCUGGAACAAGAGGAAAUGGAGACCGUGGAGAAUGUCAACAAGCUUCUCCUCCAUAACGUUAUGCCGCUUCAUGUGGCCUCCUUCUUCAUGGAAAAAACUGUCCGUAAUCAGGACCUGUACAGUCAGUCGUACGAGUGCGUGUGCAUCAUGUUCGCCUCUGUGCCUCAGUUCAAAGAGUUCUACAGCGAGAGCAGCGUCAACAGAGACGGUCUGGAGUGUUUACGUUUACUCAACGAGAUCAUCAUCACCUUUGACGAGCUUCUAUCCAAACCGAAAUUUUCUUCGGUGGAGAAGAUCAAGACCAUCGGCACCACGUACAUGGCGGCUACGGGGCUGACGCAAUCAUCAGAUGACAGAAAGGAAUGCGACUUGUCCUACAGUCACGUGCGCUCCAUGGUGGAGUUUGCCUUUGCUUUAAUGAGCAGUCUGGAGCACAUCAACACCGAUUGCUUCAACAACUUCAAACUGCGGAUUGGAAUAAACCAGGGCCCGGUCAUUGCCGGAGUCAUCGGGGCUCAUAAACCGCAGUACGAUAUCUGGGGAAACUCGGUCAACGUGGCCAGCAGGAUGGACAGUACGGGAGUGUUGGACAAGAUCCAGGUCACAGAGGAAACAGCCCAGGUGGUCCAGAGUGUGGGCUACGGCGUCACGCGCCGAGGAGUCAUCAACGUCAAGGGCAAAGGUGAACUGACCACAUUCUUCGUCAAUGCAGAGCAGUCAUCUCCGGACUUCUGACCACCGCAGUUUGUAGUCGGUGCGGUUUGAAACAGACCUUCGCAAGGAGCCCGUUGCCGUCUCGUGCUAGCUAUGGUGACGGUGCCACCGUCUCGCCCUGCUGCUGACUGCCUGCCGUCUUGGCAUGAGACACUAAAUAUGAUCCGGAUCAGUUGAAUGAUCAUGUUACUUUGGCUGUAUUUGCAUAUGAAUACUCCCCCCCCCCCCCCCCCAAAA
Messenger RNA from Syngnathus typhle (broad-nosed pipefish), 4093 nucleotides. Its product is annotated as adenylate cyclase type 2-like. The coding region runs from base 296 to 3877 and encodes 1193 amino acids. Gene Ontology annotation, cellular component: plasma membrane. Lineage: Eukaryota; Metazoa; Chordata; Actinopteri; Syngnathiformes; Syngnathidae. Gene Ontology annotation, molecular function: adenylate cyclase activity. The transcript has 27 exons. The record is from RefSeq and is a predicted model, not a curated record. Gene Ontology annotation, biological process: cAMP biosynthetic process; intracellular signal transduction; adenylate cyclase-activating G protein-coupled receptor signaling pathway.